UAUCAACCUACUUUUGCUUAUGAGGAAAAACAAACUUGCAAAUUAAUUAACGUUACCUGCAGUUGUGCUAACACGCGACCUUACUGAGUCUAAUAAAUAUGAUAUCCUCAUAAUAUAUUUAUUUCAAUCAUUAUUGUUUAUUGAUUUAUUUCUUUAUUGUCAUUUGGACCUUUUCGCCCACUUUAAAAUAUGAACAGCUCAGAUGAUGCUUUUUUAUUUUGUGCAUUAUGUUUCAAAUACUAAAUGUUUGAUUUUUAAAGCCACAGCUUUGGUGUAGGCGUUAUUUUUGUUUUCGUGACCCGGAAGUUUUGGAUCUGUCAAGAGUGUUUUAGCAACAACUUCUUUGUCUUUGUUUACAUGUGAUAUUCAUUGAAGAAUUUGCUAUUUUGUUUGAGGCUGGUGAUUUCGAUGUGACGUGCAGUGAUGAACGGCAGCUCGAACCCGCCUCUGGAUAAAGAAGAGCAUGUGCUAAAGCUCGGAGAUAGUUUUGAGAAGAGACCAAAAUCAUCUUUUCACACCAUCAGAUAUGAUUUUAAACCAGCAUCUAUUGAUACAUCCUGUGAAGGAGAAUUACAAGUAGGAAAAGGAGAUGAGGUCACCAUCACAUUACCGCACAUACCAGGCUCCACUCCACCAAUGACAGUGUUUAAAGGCAACAAAAGGCCAUAUCAGAAGGACUGCGUUCUCAUUAUCAACCAUGACACUGGAGAGUUUAUGUUGGAAAAGCUCAGCAGCAGCAUACAAGUCAAGAAAACAAGAGCCGAAGGCAGCAGUAAGAUUCAGGCUCGUAUAGAGCAGCAGUCAGUGAGAGCUAACCAGCUGACGGCACAGUUCCGCACCCCCAUCAAGCCCGGAGCAGGAGCGAAAACCUCACCAACCAAAGACAACCCUUCACCUGAGCCUCAGCUGGAUGACAUCAAACGAGAGCUGCGGGCCGAGGUGGACGUGAUUGAGCAGAUGAGCAGUAGUGGCAGCAGCAGUUCGUCAGAUUCUGGCAGUUGUUCUGGCAGUGGUGAUGACAGCUCAUGCAGUGAUGGAGAACAGGAAACUCAUCUCUCCCCCAGCAGGAACAACAUGGCCAAUGGAAUGAACAAAUCACAAGGCAGCAACCAGUUGAUGAACACACUCCGAAAUGAUCUUCAGCUGAGCGAAUCUGGCAGUGACAGUGACAUUGACUGAUCUCCUAGCUGAUGUUCAGCACUUGAAAACAUAGAUUGUGUUUCUCUGCAUUAUGUGCUUUUAUAGAUAUCAGUCUUUUUGCAGUGGUUUCAUAGAUGAUAUCAGUGCUUUUGCAGUUUUACCUUGAGCUUUUAUGUCUUCAUGUUAACAUGGAGAUAUCAUAGAAAGUGUUAAAGAAUGUAAAAUAGUUUUAAUAGAUUUUAUUUUUAUUGCAAAGGGAAAUUUUUUGAACAGACAAGGUUGUGUAAAUCAUCACAACUGAAUAUUGUACCUUUGGUUGUUCAGUAUUUUUAUGAAGCUAAAAAUCAUCAGUUAACAUGUUUCUUGCACCUUUCACCCCCCUGUGUUCAGUGUUACAUACAUCAAAUUAAUGCGUGAUCUUUAUUCUGACUGCUUUUGGCAUUGCCUAUGAAGUUCACAUUGAAGUAUGAAGACAACAUUUUUUGGCACAUUAUUAUUAUUAUUAUUAUUUAUAUUAUAUUUUGGCAACACAAAACGUUUCAAAUACUUACUGUCAAUACUCAGUGCUGUGUGGUUGUCUGUAGAAGUGUAUACUGCUGGUUUAACCAAAAAGAAAUUAUUUUAUUGCACUGUACACAAUAUUAAUGUUGUAUAUAGCAUCUGUAAUGUAAGAUAAACGUCAAAAAUAAACUGUCAGUGGGUCUGAGAUAUCAUUUAAUUAUGGUAAUAAUCAUUAUUAUUAUUAUUUACUUCACAAAUAUCAUCACUGUUUUUAAAGGACAGAAAGUUUGACACAAAAAAAAUGCAUGCCAAAGUUACCGCAGUGUAAAAAUCUGAAAUGGCUGGAUUUCCAUUGAAAUUAAAGGUAAAUAUGAUGGGGCCUAACUGUUUGAAAAUGUUUUAUUCUUUACUGUAAACACAUUUUUUGUUGUGUAUUUAAUGAAUUAAGAGAUGAGUGUGGAGAAUGUUUUGUCGUAAUGGACAACAGGCUAGAAACUGUUGACUGAACUUGUAUUAAACCUGAAACAGUUGUUUCAUUCUCCAUGGUUAUGUAAUUCAGCUUUGUGUUGUUAUACACAAAAAAAUUUAAAAAUAAAAAAAUGUAAAGA
This is a messenger RNA of Labeo rohita (rohu), 2249 nucleotides long. It is a transcript of the gene eaf1, whose product is annotated as ELL associated factor 1. Lineage: Eukaryota; Metazoa; Chordata; Actinopteri; Cypriniformes; Cyprinidae. Gene Ontology annotation, molecular function: transcription elongation factor activity. Gene Ontology annotation, cellular component: super elongation complex. The transcript has 6 exons. The record is from RefSeq and is a predicted model, not a curated record. Bases 424 to 1179 code for a protein of 251 amino acids. Gene Ontology annotation, biological process: regulation of transcription elongation by RNA polymerase II; positive regulation of DNA-templated transcription.